AUGAAUCCCGCACGAGUCUUAGCCAGGUCACGCGCCGGUCGCUCCCUGAGCCCCUCGGUGUCCCAACGAUGCAUCUCUUCCUCAGCCUCCCGAUUCAACGAAAGAGUCCAUCCCAAUGCUGAAGAACAUCGCAAAUAUCAGAAAGAGAAGCCCAAUAACCCUCAUAUCACAAACACGAGCUCGACCUUCCACAAUGAUAUGCCCUCGAUAGGGAAGGAUAAACCUCCUCCAGACCUGCUCAGCUCAGUCGACCCCCACUACGUGCCCAAAGACCGAGCACCUGAAAACACAGAAAGAAUGACUGGAGGGACACAAGCGGGAGAUACCGACCAAGUAAGGCCGCCAUCAGAGUUUGGCGUUGGUGAAAUGGAGGGAAUUACAUUCAGAGUUGAGCCCGUACGCCGCACGGGUGAAGAUCUCACGACGAUGCGAGCGAGAUUAUUAUACCAAAGCAGGAAACGGGGGAUAUUAGAGUCGGACCUCCUUCUCUCCACGUUCGCGGCAGCCAAUCUGUCGUCCAUGAACCGGUCUCAACUCGAGCAGUACGAUCUUUUCCUGGACGAGAAUGAUUGGGAUAUCUACUACUGGGCUACCCAAUCACCAGCCAAUUCACCAUCGUCACUCGCGUCUGGGGAGGGUGAUUCAACAAGCACGCCCAAGGCACACACCUCUUCUGCAAAUCCGGGACAAACUCAACAGACUGAUGCAUGGCGACAAGGAGCUCCACGAAGUGGUGAGUGGGCUCAGACGGUUGGGACUUUCAAACCGGCAUACAGACCGGUUCCGCAACGAUGGAAGGAGAGUGAAAUUCUGUGCAUGCUACGAAAACAUGUGAGAGAACGGAGCGCUGGUGGCGUUCUCGACGAUGUGCAAGCUGCCCCAAAGAGCAAAGGCAGUGGUCUGGGGAGAAUGCCUGACGUUCAAACCUUCGAUUGA
Messenger RNA from Rhinocladiella mackenziei CBS 650.93, 936 nucleotides. RefSeq lists its product as uncharacterized. Gene Ontology annotation, cellular component: mitochondrion. Gene Ontology annotation, biological process: tricarboxylic acid cycle; protein-FAD linkage; mitochondrial electron transport, succinate to ubiquinone. Lineage: Eukaryota; Fungi; Ascomycota; Eurotiomycetes; Chaetothyriales; Herpotrichiellaceae. Bases 1 to 936 code for a protein of 311 amino acids. The record is from RefSeq and is a predicted model, not a curated record. The transcript is spliced from 2 exons.